This is a messenger RNA of Indicator indicator, 1398 nucleotides long. It is a transcript of the gene RUNX1, whose product is annotated as RUNX family transcription factor 1. Gene Ontology annotation, cellular component: nucleus. The coding region runs from base 1 to 1398 and encodes 465 amino acids. The transcript is spliced from 6 exons. The record is from RefSeq and is a predicted model, not a curated record. Lineage: Eukaryota; Metazoa; Chordata; Aves; Piciformes; Indicatoridae. Gene Ontology annotation, biological process: regulation of transcription by RNA polymerase II; hemopoiesis; regulation of cell differentiation. Gene Ontology annotation, molecular function: DNA-binding transcription factor activity, RNA polymerase II-specific; ATP binding; RNA polymerase II cis-regulatory region sequence-specific DNA binding.
AUGCGUAUCCCCGUAGAUACCAGCACCAGCCGCCGCUUCACGCCGCCCUCCACCACGCUGAGCCCGGGGAAGAUGACCGAGCCGCUGCCGCUGCCCGGCGCCGACCACAGCGGCGCCUUGCCGGGGAAGCUGCGCAGCGCCGACCGCAGCAUGGUGGAGGUCCUGGCGGACCACCCCGGGGAGCUGGUGCGCACCGACAGCCCUAACUUCCUCUGCUCCGUGCUGCCCACCCACUGGCGCUGCAACAAGACACUGCCCAUCGCCUUCAAGGUGGUGGCCUUGGGAGAUGUGCCCGAUGGGACGCUGGUAACAGUGAUGGCUGGAAACGACGAAAACUACUCUGCAGAGCUCAGAAAUGCCACAGCUGCCAUGAAAAACCAAGUAGCAAGGUUCAACGACCUCCGAUUUGUGGGUAGAAGUGGAAGAGGGAAAAGCUUCACGCUGACUAUCACGGUCUUCACGAAUCCGCCGCAAGUAGCCACAUACCACAGAGCCAUCAAGAUAACAGUGGAUGGACCUCGUGAACCCAGAAGACAUCGUCAGAAAAUAGAUGAGCAGACAAAGCCCGGGAGCUUGUCCUUUUCAGAGCGCCUGAGUGAACUGGAGCAGUUGCGUCGUACAGCCAUGAGGGUCAGCCCACACCACCCAGCCCCCACACCCAACCCACGAGCCUCCUUGAACCACACCACUGCUUUUAACCCUCAACCUCAGAGUCAGAUUCAGGGUCUCUUUUUCAUUGCAGACACAAGGCAAGUACAGCCAUCUCCGCCAUGGUCCUACGACCAGUCCUACCAGUACCUGGGCUCCAUUGCAACCCCCUCUGUGCACCCUGCCACACCAAUAUCACCCGGCAGGGCUAGCGGCAUGACAUCCCUCACCGCAGAGCUUUCAAGCCGGCUGUCAAGUGCUUCUGACUUGACUGCUUUCAGUGACCCCCGAGUGGGAAUUGACCGCUCCUUCUCCGCGCUACCCUCCAUCUCUGACCCUCGGAUGCACUACCCAGGAGCAUUCACCUACACGCCGACACCUGUCAGUUCAGGGAUAGGAAUUGGUAUGUCUGCCAUGUCCACAGCCACGAGAUACCACACUUACCUCCCACCUCCCUACCCUGGCUCGUCGCAGGCACAGGGCAGCCCGUUCCAGACCACCUCGCCCUCCUACCACCUCUACUACGGAACCUCUGCCGGGUCCUAUCAGUUCUCCAUGAUCUCAGGGGGAGACCGGUCCCCGCCACGCAUCCACCCACCCUGCACCAAUGCCUCCACGGGAUCAACGCUCCUCAACCCCAACCUUCCCAACCAAAGUGAGGUGGUUGAGGCAGAAGGGAGCCACAGUAACUCCCCCACUAACAUGGUGACCACGGCAAGGCUAGAGGAAGCAGUGUGGCGACCAUACUGA